Molecule: messenger RNA, 4421 nt
Organism: Biomphalaria glabrata
Lineage: Eukaryota; Metazoa; Mollusca; Gastropoda; Planorbidae
Exons: 2
Coding region: 2442-4403 (653 amino acids)
Source: RefSeq, a predicted model, not a curated record
GAUAAUAUCUGUUCGGCAGUUAUCACUAUACUUGGACAUAAGGAUGUAAAUAUUACAAUAGAUAAUAAUUAAAUCUGCAAAAAUUGGCAGAAAAGUGAAAGAAGCAUAUUAAUAUUUCUAAUCUCCAGUUGUUGUGCCUAUAAAUGCGAAUAUACGUAUUAAAGCAAUUAUGUUGCAAUUAUACACAAUUUUUGUUUUUCAAACAAUGUUUUGGUGUAUCAGCUACUUAAAGGUAUGGUCUUCCAAAAUCAUAAAGCAUGUUUUCAAAAAACAAAACAAAAAAACAUGUAUACAUUUAUUUCACCUUCAUCUCCACCUGUACCUUUGUCUUUUGGAGCGCUGGGAUAUUACACAUGACUUGUCUAGUCUUAAUUCUUUGAAAGGAUUAGAGUCUCUUCCAUUGACUGGCUCGUUCUUGGUGCUGUCCUCCUAUCGCUUCCUUUGUCUGCAUACACGUCUUUGUAACGCUGAGGGUCUCAUUACACGGCCAUACAGUCAUGAGGCCCAAUAGUGAUCGUGUUUUGAAUUGCUACAUUUGUAAUUUGCUACAUUUGUAAUCGUGUUUUGAAUUGCUACAUUUGUGAUUGGAUCUUUGUAUGUGAUGCUUUGAAUCUUUCUGUACCAUCUCAAUUCCAGGAUUUUUCUUUCUAACUGUGCAGCUCGAGUAGCCUACACGAUUUGCACGCUAUGCUCUUGGCUCUUGCCCUGCUCACUGUUGCUCUUUCGUGUCUUUGUGGGUCCGCUAUGUGUGAGUAGGACUAGGUCCGCUAUGUGUGAGUAGGACUAGGUCCGCUAUGUGUGAGUAGGACUAACCCACUAAAUCCACUAACCAAACUCCCUUAUUAUUAUGUUGUUGUUUAUAGUUCUGGUAGACCUUCUGCAAUUAAUAGUAAGAAUUAAUUGGUUUGAUAAGUUUCGCAAGCUACAAGUUUAUUUGUUUUUCGACUAAAAUAAUUGAUAAAUCUCCAUAUAAAUUAAAUAAGCAAAAUAAUUAAAAAAAAAAAGAAACUUUUAAAAAAAGUUAUCUCAAUACUGAAGAUUUAUAUUAAUCUUUUCGAUAUCAAAUAAAAUUAAUUAAUUAUCACUAUCUAAUCAACUUUUGGUUAAUUGGAGAAUAAGAAGGACAAAAAAAAACGUGUUCCCAAUUUCAGACAGAGAGGGUGUGUGUCUAUAAACUUUGUAAAAAUGGCAAACAUUUAUAAAUGCAACAGAAAUUGAUUUUUUAAAGUAUGGUAACCUUAAAAGUCUGACUUUAACAGUUGCAGUUUAAUAUCAAGUUCUAAUUAUGUUGUGCAGUAAUUACUGGUAGGCCUAUAUUUGUUUUUUUUUAAAUGACGUAAUUACGUUGUUCAAAUCAAUAAGCUUUCUUUUAGAGGCUGAUAAGCUUCUUGUUAUGUCUAUAACAAUCACCACAUACCGAAUGUUACAAACAAAAAAUGUUUUAUUUUAUAAAAUGGCAAAAGAAGUUUAUUUUCUCUAUAAAGUUUUAAGCUUAAUAUUGAGAGUGUUACAUCUAGACAUAGCCUACAUCGUAUAAUAUUUACUUUUCUUUUUAAAAAUCUUUUAAGCACUAUUUGUUGCCUAUGUAAACAUAAGCUUUUAUGAAUAAGACACAACUGUGUGUUCAAAUAAGUGUAACAGAAAUGGGAAUAACGUCUUAACAACUAGUAUUGAACCGUAAUGACAGCCUGUAGGUAUGAGUUCAUCAAACAGCCACUCUGACAAAACACAUGGGCACAUAAUAGUGGAUUUAAACAUUUGUGCUAAUUAUUUCAUUGAGACCAACAGCCUCACAGUCUUAAUCUUUUUUUCUUGACUUUUUUGUUAGUUAGGCGAAUAAAGAUCUAUGACCUAAUUAGGCUACAUUAAAUUUAGUACCAUGCUUGCAAUUAUGCUAAGUAGGCCUACUAAUUAAAAAGUUAUGCUUCUUUUUUUUUUCCUUCACCUGCUCAUUGCUAGUCGAACUGCUCAUACCUUGAAAGUAAGACAAAAGUUACUGACAUGAAACUGAGAAACGUAGUACACAUUUUAGAGUUAGUUUAUGGUUGUUUGCUUUAACAUUAGGUCAAAACAAAAGUCUUCAACUUUCACUUUAUUGUGUUUUUUAAGUUGUUCUGGGUAUUGUUUUAAUUCAGAUAUGAACGUUCAACGUUCCAUUUAGUUUAGAGAAGGCUACGUAUGCUAAAUUUAAGCUAACCUCGGCCUACGAUGUUGUGUAGCUGAUACUUUGUUGUUGUUUUUAUUAGACCAGGGCCUAUAGAAUUGUAAGAAUUAUUUUUUUUAGUAAUCAACUAAAAUGAUUUUCCUAUUUUCUUUUAAACUGCAGACAUGUCAACCUAAUGAAUGUGCUCAUACAGCAUAGCAAUCAGUAUUUAUUUCUUAAAAAAAAAAAGAUGAACGCAAUCGUAUAAGAUUCUAAUCGAACACAGAGCUUGAGUUGUAUGUACAAGAAAACAUUGGGAGCUAGAGGGAGUUACGAGAGAAAGAAAAGAGCCAAUCAGAUUCAGCGAGCCACAAACACAUCAAAGUUGCUUUUGAAAAAAAAAUGUUGCGGUAUAUCAAACGACUUCUACGUUAAUACUUUCCAUAGCCAAGAGCGUCCUACAAUGAUUACUCAAUCAAGCACGCAGGGUCACGACAGGGCGUUCAGUCAAGCAGUAAAAAAUAUAUUCCGAUGUCCUUACAAACGAAAGUCCUGGGCCUGUGCACCUUUCGGACCUAGCUUUCGACGGCUUUGGCUGCACCGAAAGUUCUCUCUCCGGUCUUUGCUCAAAGCAACUCUCAUCUUGUCCUUGAUUUUCUUGAUCACGUUGUGUCUGCCAAGACCAGACUGGCUAGAAUGCAGCAGACGUGACUACUCCGCCAUCUUGCCCUUCAAUCCAACAGAAAGCGGGAUCACAGGCUUACACUCCAAAAUAAAAGUCGUUGAUCCGUAUCUUCGUGGCGCCCUUCGAAUGUAUCACAUCUAUAAUGAGACGUCGAUACAAGAUUUCCCUAAGGAUACAAAAUCAGAUGAUUCAAACGGAGCAACUGAAGUCUCAAAUCUGAACAUCAUCCCGUCAGUUAGCCUUGAACUGCUCCAAGUUAUAGGCAAAAAAGAAGACAUUGAGUUUGAAGAGCUCCACAAGAAAGACUUACUUCCUGAGUGUGUACAUUUUUCUGGACCGCAGGAGAUGAAAGCUCCUGUAAUCUGCAUCUACCCCCGCGAAAAGGAUAAAGUCAUAUCUAUGUUCUUGAGAGACACUGGAACUUGGGAAAUGGAUCGUUUGAUAGACAUGGAGUGGACUCUGCAAGCCUACACAGACAUGCAGCUGGUAGAUCUGGGAUGUAAUGUGGGAGUAUUCACCCUCUAUGCGGCUGGAAUGGGACGCCAUGUUUUGGCUGUGGACGUGCUGCCUAGCAAUCUGAAACUGCUACAAGUGUCCUUGACACUUAAUGAUCGCCAUAAUGACGGCUACGCCAUUAUACGUAAUGCCACACAUCUCUACCCCGCCAGGAAGAAGAGUUUCAAUGAACAAGUAACAAACACAACCACUUUAAAUACGGCCAACUUCACAAACAAAACAACACAGAAAUCAUUUAACAAAGUUUCUUUAUCUUUACAAAAUAGCUACAAAAAUGUCAGCGAAACUUAUAAAAAUAAGUUUAAAGUAAAAAGGAAAUAUAAAAUCAAAACGCGAAAACUGUCACGAGCAUUGCUCCAUAUGAACCAAUCAUUGAAGUACACUCUAAACAAAGAGAUCAAGUCGAAUCAAAUCAGUCAAACCAAGACAAAAAUUCAAAAAGAUGCUAUAAAAAAUGAAUUUCGCCCAGCAGUAGCUAGAUCUACACACAAGCAUCCUUUAACACAAGACGUAGAUGAAGAGAAGGCUGUCGAUCUGAAUGCUCAAACAAUAUCUCAGCUUGUUACGCUUGUUCACAAUGCCAUUUACAGCGACCGAAAGUCUCGUUUGGCUGUUUAUAUUAAUCCAGACGGUAACGUUGGGGGCUCUGAGGUUGUCCCAAUGAACUCAACCCGUCUGGACGACCAAGUGGAAGAUCUGGUUCUGGUGGACACCAUAUGUCUGGACGACCUGCUGCCUCUGGUCAAAGCGCCCAGCGUUUAUCUCAAAAUGGACAUAGAAGGCUCGGAGCCGCAUGCAUUGAAAUGUGCCCAGAAGUUCUUCGAGAAGGUUCACGUCAGGUUCGUCCUCAUGGAAUGGCUGUUUCAGCUCAGAUCUGUCGGCAACUCCCAGACCUUAGCGCCCGAGCUUAUUCGUUUUUUCGUAGCUAAAGGGUUCAUUCCCACCACGGGAGCAGGAGUGGAUGUUCGAGGUGGGGCAGGGGAAAACAGAGGCGUAUAUGUGCUAGAUAUCAAUACCUGGCACAGGUGGCCAGAGAUGAUUCUUUGGAUGGAAAGAUAACAUUAGUAAGUUGAAAGG